Messenger RNA from Rotaria sp. Silwood1, 1176 nucleotides. Lineage: Eukaryota; Metazoa; Rotifera; Eurotatoria; Philodinida; Philodinidae. The record is from the annotation of a GenBank genome assembly.
AUGGAAAAUUCCGAUUCGUUUUCUAGUAAACAAGAUGAUUUGGAUACUGGCAAAGAUGUUACUACAAAACUGUAUCAUCAUAAUAACCUUUCAUAUAUUCAAAGUUCAAAACUAAUCGCAAUUGAUUAUCUUAAAAUAGCUACUAUUAUCGUAUUACUUAUUGCUAGUAUCAUACUUUGUAAAUAUGAACCACCUGCGAAAACAUUACAUGAAACAAUACUUAAUCAAACUUUAAAUAAUCAAUCACAAAAUUAUGAAACUGAUGAAGUCGAUGAUAAUCCAUAUGGAUUUCAUCCAUUUUAUCAAGUUCAUCAACGUGUUCAAUAUAAAAAUCCAAAUAUUAAUCCAUGUGUUGAUAUUGAUCCAAAGAAAACUUUAUUAAUUGCAAUAUUAUCACGUGCUAGUAAUGUUCAUAUACGCGAAGCCAUUCGAUCAACUUGGGGUGCUCCUAGAACUUAUAAUGAUAUUGAAAUACGUCUUACAUUUAUAGUUGGUAUUGAUGAUGGAAUGUUAAAACAAAUUGAACUAGAACAAACAAUUUAUCAUGAUGUUAUACAAAUAAAUAUGCCAGAAAAUUAUCCUGUUGUAUCUUAUAAAGAAUUAGCAACAUUAUGUUGGAGUAAAUAUUAUUGCUCAAAUAUACAAUAUGUAUUUAAAGUUGAUGAAGAUAUUCAUUUAAAUACACCAUUAUUAACUCGUAUUAUUUCUGAAUUUAUGAAAAAUGAAUCAUUACCAGAAAUACCAAUAAUGUAUGGUUGGUUUAGACACAAAUCACGUGUUGAUCGUUACGGACGUUAUCUUGUUACAGAAGAAGAAUAUCCUGGUUUUUAUUAUCCACCAUAUACAUUUGGUAUUGGAUAUUUGUUAACAAAAGCUGGUCGUGAUAAUUUAUGUACUAGUGCACAACGUCCACAUCCCGUGACACGUGUUGGUGAUGCUUAUAUAACUGGUAUUCUACGUGAUCAUGCUAUGGUUCAACAUGCACGUUUUGUUGACGUACAUUAUAUUUAUUCAACUACAUUUAAUGGACUACAUUGUCACGAAUAUUUUACUUAUGAUCCGAAGUUACUUAUAUGCAUGUCUAGUCUACAUUCUGGUACUAAUGAUAUGGCUGAUGAAUUUGUUCUUGUAUGGAGUGCAAUACAUAAAGAUAAAGAUAACGAACAAACUGAAUAA